AUGGAUCGAUGGACCUUCGAAUGCUGCAACGACAAGCAGCUCCUGCGACUCUCGUGGGUUGGCACGUUCACGAUGCUCAUUAUAUGCACGUGGAGAACUCCGCUCGCGUACCCCUACAAGCUUUUCGCUUACUUCACACACGAAUCAUUUCGAGCAGCUACAGCAACACUCACUUGUGGACAGGUUGACGCGAUUGACAUUCACCCUGAAGAAGGGUCGGAAACGUCGUUCCAUUGCGGCAUUUCCUUCCUGGUUCACGUCGCUGGAUACUUGGGGUCCCUCUGUCUCGGCUGUUUGUUUAUUGCGUCCAGCGCCACCGACACCCCCCGACUCGUCUGCGGAGGUGCUGUUGUGCUGCAAUUGGUGGCGUUCACAGCGUUCUCCAACACGCGCUACUUGCGCACUGUCCAUGCAUUAUCGUUGGCAGCGGCGCUGGCAGCCGGCGUGGUCGCGUAUGUUGUACACGUUUCAGAGGUAACCCACGUCGCGGCAAUCACAGAAACGAUUGGACCUUGUAGGUUGUCGAGCUAUUUGUUCUCCUCGCAGGGGUUGUGCAUGCCAUGCUUUAUAUUGUGGAUGCUUCAUGCAACGGCGCGAGAAUCCAUCCCAGCGACUUUUCGCUCUGUCGAAAGACGUAUGGGCUUCCCGUGGCGCUCGUGGGGGUUGUUUUUGCGUCCGUUUUGGUUUUAAUUGCUGUGCUGCUGCAAGUGUCGGCGGUUGGCCUUCGCGGAGGACCACCCGUCUCGUCAGUUCACGACUUGACCACUCCGACAGCAGUCAGUCUCGUGGUAUUUAUGACUGUCGUUGCAGUAGCAGUCGCAUCCAGCGCCGUGAAAUGCUUUUGUACGUCCAUAUCCGUCGAGACCUAUGUCAUGGGAGGUUCUAGGUUGUUCAGCG
This is a messenger RNA of Aphanomyces invadans, 897 nucleotides long. RefSeq lists its product as hypothetical. The transcript is spliced from 7 exons. Bases 1 to 690 code for a protein of 229 amino acids. Lineage: Eukaryota; Oomycota; Saprolegniomycetes; Saprolegniales; Verrucalvaceae. The record is from RefSeq and is a predicted model, not a curated record.